GAAGACGCGCAACUGUUUUGUUUUUCGGAGAUUCAUCAUGGCGAUGCAUACGAAGGCGACACCACCACAGAUUCCCGACACACGUCGGGAACUCUCGGAACUGGUCAAGAGGAAACAAGAACUUGCGGAGACAUUGGUGAACUUGGAAAGACAGAUCUAUGCAUUUGAAGGCAGCUACUUGGAAGACACCCAGAUGUAUGGGAAUAUCAUUAGAGGAUGGGACAGAUACCUCACUAACCAAAAAAAUUCCAACAGCAAGACAGACAGAAGAAACAGAAAGUUCAAAGAGGCAGAGCGUCUGUUCAGCAAGUCUUCAGUCACUUCUGUAGCAGCUGUCUGUGCACUUGGCGGGAUACCAGAUCACAUGAAUGAAAAGCGUGAGCCCGGCAGUGGGACAGAGAGCGACACAUCCCCAGACCUCCAGAACCAGGAGAACGAGCCCAGUCAGGAGGACACGGAGGACGCAGACGGGGCACUGCAGGACCUCAAACCCCAGAAGGCUGCCUCAUCCUCCUCCGGAAGCCACCACGGGAGCCACAAGAAAAGGAAGAACAAAAACAGACACAGAUUCGACAUGAAGGUGAACAAAAAACCCAGAGCGGACUAUUCAACUUGAGGAUGAAUGGAGGUGUUAAGCACUUCAGACUAGAACUGGCCACACAGGAGAAGUCUACAGUGAAACAGAGUCACUUCUCUGGGCUUUGUGAACUUUAUAUGCCUUAUGUUAACUGACUUGGUUUCUGCUAUGUGUAUAUUGCAUGAAAUGUUGCCCCUCCCACCUGCUCCUGGAAAUAUUUGUGUUUCAUGAUUUUCCUGCAGAAAAGUACAAGAUGUGUUAUUGCAUGUUACUCAAUACCCAGCUGGGGUUAUUGUAUAGUGUGGAACAUUCUAUAUUUAUCAUGUAACUUCACAUUACUGCUCUUGUGACAAAAAUAAUCAUAUUCUUUUUUUUGUCCUUGUGUAGUUUUGUAGCUCUAGAAUAUCACAGCUUCUUUUUUUCCCUUUUUUUUUUUUGAUUUGUUUAGCAUAAAAUUGGAAUAAAACAUUGAAAUUAUAAAUAUUACUGAAUAUAGUUGUUUAUGGUAAAAAUCUAAAUUUGUGAAUGUUUAGCCCACCAGAAGCAUUGAAAAUGACUUGCUGUUAAUCAAAAUUUCAUCUCUGUCUUUACUCUGCACUCUUCAGUAAUAAUAUAGCAGGGAAAUCAACAGGGAAGCUAGUUUAUGACCAACAUCUGUGUCUGACAGCAUCUACUGCCUGGUUUCAUUGUGGCUUCUUCAUGGCCCUGUUACCUGCCAAGGUGCUCAGAUGAGGCUCUCUCUAGUCCACCAGCUUAUUAUCAAAUAGCUCCCUAUUCCAUUUAUAAUGCACUACAUUUGACUGGUGAAGUUUCAGUGAGAUCAUGGAAAUUGUUUUAGUACUGUGUUCACCUUCAAACAGCUUUAUUCUGACACCCAAGUAUGAUUCAAAUGACUCUGUUUACACACAAAGAUAUGAAGUCAUUAUGGCAUUCCUAUGGUGGCAGUUUCAGAGAUUUGAGUUAGAUUUUUGAAUAGUGGCAGUUAGUGAGCCAGGGGGCAACAGGAUGACAACACAUGACCCAUGCCACGUUGGGGAGCAGUGAACUAUAUGUAGUUUAACUAGUAAUUGAACUACAUUUUACAGUAGUUUGGUGGUACUUGAACUAAAUUCAAAUCUUGGUCGUGUUUUCAGUAGUUAACUUUUUUGUUGUGUAGCUCUAACUACUAGAACUACACACUUUUGCAAAAGGAAAAUAAAAUAUGACUGAAGUAGGCAAUCAUUUAUUUUUCAUACCUGCCUAAUUCUCACUUGAAACAUUGUUUUUGCGUUUAAUAGGCUAAAUUACACAUUCUGUUAACAUUUGACCCUAUUGUGAUCUGUUCUUGGAAUUUGUAGUCUUGACAUUUUCAGAUUUAGAUAUACUUUUUCACAAAGUAGUUUGGAUGUAGUGAACUACAUUUUCAAAGCAACUUUAAGUAAAUAAAAUUUUUCUUACGGGUAGCUUAAUGUCUGCCAGUGAGAUGUAAAUGUUAGCUUGGAAAUCUAUAUUUUAAGAGUAGCUUCUCCAACACUGGUCCCAUGCUAUUUCUAGAAUGUUUCCUGUGUGCGACCAGUACUGAUCAGGUGUGUAGUAUUGAAAUAGUUUGGUGAAUACAGACAAAGCUGUCAUUUUGAUCAUCCAGAUAACAUUAAAGUGUUACGUCUAUUUAAA
Messenger RNA from Salvelinus namaycush (lake trout), 2230 nucleotides. Its product is annotated as chromatin modification-related protein MEAF6. Bases 38 to 616 code for a protein of 192 amino acids. The record is from RefSeq and is a predicted model, not a curated record. The transcript has 7 exons. Lineage: Eukaryota; Metazoa; Chordata; Actinopteri; Salmoniformes; Salmonidae. Gene Ontology annotation, cellular component: NuA4 histone acetyltransferase complex.